This is a messenger RNA of Culex quinquefasciatus (southern house mosquito), 850 nucleotides long. RefSeq lists its product as uncharacterized. The record is from RefSeq and is a predicted model, not a curated record. The transcript is spliced from 2 exons. The coding region runs from base 45 to 794 and encodes 249 amino acids. Lineage: Eukaryota; Metazoa; Arthropoda; Insecta; Diptera; Culicidae.
UUCCACGUUCAAUUGGGGUUGUUGAUUGAUAGGCCGCGGUAGCAAUGAAGCAGUUUGCGAUAAUCGUAACCGUGCUGGUGGGGCUGAUUUCCACUGGAAGUUCCGAAAAUGUUUCCAGCCGUGAGAGCAUCAACGACAUGGUCAUUGGUUUCAUCGAGCAGUUCAAGGAGAUUAUGCCGUGCGGAGUUCCGGAACUUGGAGUGCCAGUGAUGGUUCCGCUGGAGCUGAACCAUACCGAGUUCGAGUUUGAACAGAGUGGACUCCUGUACUUGGAUGCUGAACUGGACGAUCUGUUCAUCGAUGGAUUGAAUGACUUCAAUAUCGUGGAUGUGAAUGUUAAGCUGCUGCAAAUGCAGCUGGACUUUGAAUUCUUCUUCAACGGAAUCAAGACAACCGGCCAUUACAACGCUAGAGGAUCGGCUGUUGGAUUGAUUCCAUUCAAUCGAGGAGGCAAAUUUGGUUUCAACGUCAAUGGACUAACCCUUGGCGGUUCGAUCAAGCUGGCCCUCGAUGGGGACAAAAUCUCGGUCAGCAGCUUCCAGCUGCGGCCAACCGUGCUGUCCGUGAACUCCAAGUUCGAGGGUGUGUUCCUGCUGCCGCUGAACACGUUCAUCUUCAACCGCAUCGUGGAGGCAGCGGUGCCGGCCUUUCUCCGUGACAACCAGCAACUGGUGACGGAGUUUUUGGAAGGGCUCGUCAUGCCACCCAUUAAUGACGCCCUGAGCGAAUACUCGCUGCAAGAUCUGAUGGACAUGAUCGGAGGGGAGGGACCUUCGCUGCCCAGUGGUUGUUGAUUUCCAUAUUUUUUUAAUUGAAUAUAUUGUGAAUAAAUUUAGCGUUUAAGUAAACA